Apodemus sylvaticus (European woodmouse) is the source of this 891-nucleotide messenger RNA. Its product is annotated as glycine N-acyltransferase-like protein. The transcript is spliced from 5 exons. The coding region runs from base 1 to 891 and encodes 296 amino acids. The record is from RefSeq and is a predicted model, not a curated record. Gene Ontology annotation, cellular component: mitochondrion. Gene Ontology annotation, molecular function: glycine N-acyltransferase activity. NCBI's taxonomy places the organism in Eukaryota, Metazoa, Chordata, Mammalia, Rodentia, Muridae.
AUGCUCCAUUUGCGAAGUUCACAGAUGCUGCAGAUGUUGGAGAGCUCCUUAAGGAAAUACCUUCCUGAGUCCUUAAAGGUUUAUGGGACUGUCUUCCACAUGAACCAAGGAAACCCAUUCAAGCUCAAGGCUCUGGUGGACAAGUGGCCUGAUUUUAAUACAGUGGUUGUCCGUCCUCAGGAGCAGGAUAUGGCAGACGACCUUGAUAACCACACUAAUACUUACCAGAUCUAUUCUAAAGAUCCUAAGCACUGUUUGGAAUUUCUUGGAAACCAAGAUGUCAUCAACUGGAAACAGCAUCUGCAGAUCCAAAGUUCACAAUCCAGCCUAAAUGAAGCAAUAGUGGGUCUUGCAGAUGGUAAGAUGGUGAAGGUCAAGAGAACACAGUGCAUUCUCUACAUGAUGCCCCAGACAGCAAAGAAACUGGUUCCUUUUCUGCUGGAGGACACAGAGUACUUAGAUGAUAAAUCUGGCAGACCCCGUCCUAUUGACCAAGAAAUGUUUAAACUCUCAUCCCUGGAUGUUACCCACGUUCCCUUGGUGGAUAAAUUCUGGCAGUUCGGUGGCAAUGCGAGGAGCCAGAGAUUCAUUGAGCGCUGUAUCCAGAUCUUUCCUAGCUCAUGUCUUCUGGGACCUGAAGGGACUCCUGUGUCCUGGGCUCUGAUGGACCAAACUGGAGAAAUGAGAAUGGCGGGCACAGUGCCUGAUUACCGGGCGCAAGGCCUCAGCUCCCACAUCAUUUAUGCCCAGACUCUGGCUAUGGAUAAACGUGGUUACCCUGUGUAUAAUCAUACAGCACAAACCAACAAAGUCAUACAGAAAAUGAGUCAUACUCUGCACCAUGUCCCCAUGCCCUGUGACUGGAAUCAGUGGAAUUGUACACCUCUGUGA